AUGGGGCCUAGCAUUCCUCUCCUCCUGUGGUUGCUUUUAUCCUGGUCCUGCUCCCUUCAGGGACAGUACCCCGACUAUAUGGCAUACUUGGAGCGCCAGCUGGCUACCUUGGAGGAGCGGAUGGCCCAGUGCCAAGACCAGACAAGUCGGCAUGCGGCAGAGCUGCGGGACUUCAAAAACAAGAUGUUGCCACUGCUGGAUGUGGCUGAGAAGGAACGGGAGGCCCUCAGGAUUGAGGCAGACUCCAUCUCAGGGAGGGUAGACAGUUUGGAACGGGAGGUGGACUAUCUAGAGAGCCAGAACCCCACACUCCCCUGUGUAGAGGUGGACGAGAAGGGAACCGGAGUAGGCCCAGGGAACAAAAGCAAGGGCCGAAGAAAUGAGAAAUAUGACAUGAUGACAGACUGCGGCUACACUAUCUCUCAGGUGAGAUCCAUGAAGAUCCUAAAGCGGUUUGGCGGGCCCACUGGUCUGUGGACCAAGGAUCCCUUGGGUCCUACCGAGAAGAUCUUCGUGUUGGAUGGGACCCACAACGACACAGUUUUCAUAUUCCCAAGACCUCGUGACUUCACCUUGGCCAGGACUGCUAGGAAGGCCAUCCGGGUUCGAGUGCCCUUCCCCUGGAAGGGCACAGGCCAACUGGUGUAUGGCGGCUUUCUCUAUUAUGCCAGGAGGCCCCCCGGAGGCCCUGGCGGGGGUGACAAGUUGGAAAACACUUUGCAGCUCAUCAAGUUUCAUCUGGCCAACCGCACGGUGGUGGACAGCUCCGUGUUCCCGGCCGAAGGCUUGAUCCCCCCAUAUGGUCUCACUGCUGAUACCUAUAUUGACCUGGCGGCCGAUGAGGAGGGCCUUUGGGCUGUCUAUGCCACCCAGGAGGACGACAGACACUUAUGUUUGGCCAAGUUAGACCCACACACACUGGGCACGGAGCAGCAGUGGGACACGCCGUGUCCCCGAGAGAAUGCAGAAGCUGCCUUUGUCAUCUGUGGGACUCUCUAUGUGGUCUACAACACACGGCCUGCCAGUCGGGCCCGCAUCCAGUGUUCCUUUGAUGCCAGUGGCACGCUAAGCCCCGAAAGGGCGGCCCUCCCUUAUUUCCCCCGUCGGUACGGUGCCCAUGCCAGCCUCCGCUAUAAUCCCCGUGAGCAGCAACUGUAUGCCUGGGAUGAUGGCUAUCAGAUUCUUUAUAAGCUGGAGAUGAAGAAGAAAGAGGAAGAGAUCUGAAGAGCAAGCCUUG
Suncus etruscus (white-toothed pygmy shrew) is the source of this 1237-nucleotide messenger RNA. It is a transcript of the gene OLFML3, whose product is annotated as olfactomedin like 3. Bases 1 to 1224 code for a protein of 407 amino acids. NCBI's taxonomy places the organism in Eukaryota, Metazoa, Chordata, Mammalia, Eulipotyphla, Soricidae. The transcript is spliced from 3 exons. Gene Ontology annotation, biological process: signal transduction. The record is from RefSeq and is a predicted model, not a curated record.